GCAAUGCAUGACGUACAUCACGGAACUUGAUACUUCGCAAAAAUAUUGUAACACAAGUAUUUGCUUCGUCUUCAUUAAAAUAUGAAAGUUCAAAUUUUAUUUGUUCUUGCCCUUUUCGCCGUUUUCUACGGACAAACGCAAGUACAAGGCUGCUAUUCAGACAGCGACUGCUUCUCUAGCUUUGAAAAGUGUUGUAAACCGAGAUGGAGCAGCAAUGAAUGCGCUUAUAGCUGUGCGGGAAAGUCCUGUAAUUCCAACACUGACUGUGGAUCGGAAUACUGCUGCAAUAACGUCUGUCGUGGAAGCUGUUCAGGAUAUUCUUGCAUUCUUGAUUCGGACUGUGGUGGUUACAAUGAAUACUGUUGUAACUAUACUUGUAAGACAGGAACCUGUGGUUUGGCUUCUUGGAUUGUCGCUGUAAUAGUGCUUUGCAUUCUUGGUGGUGUGGCAACGAUUGUUGGCAUUGUGUUGUGUGUGUACUGUUCGAACCGACGUAGAUCGCCUGGCUUGGUAGUUACUGCAGUCCCAGUUGCGACAGUGCCAACAACUAGUAUGUCUAUGGUUGCUAGUUUAAGUCAUGAUAACUAUGUUCAAGGACCACCACCAGUCUAUCAAGACUAUCAACCGCCACCAGUCUAUCAACCGCCACAGCCAUGAGCCAUUGAAGUAAGAUAUCACAAUUCUGUAGGCCUAUACUAUAAAUAUAAUUUUUGUAUAUAUUUUUAUAUACAUUAUAUUUUCGACUGUAAAAUAUUAUACAGUUAUAGGAUGAGGCUAUUAUGUUAUCCGUAAUUAUCAAGGUCGAGGAAUAAAUUGUUUUAUGAAGUAACUUUCAGUUGCAUUUUUCGCUACUGCCCAGGAGUCAGGAGCAGUUUAUAUAUAGGUCUAUUAAAUAAAUGUACAAAUUUCACGCUCGAACUCCCAUCUAGAACUAGUUUUAUUCUUAAGCUGCCGCUUGUUACAAAAUUACAAAUUACAUAGGUUGACCACCUAUAGAUAACAGUAUACGCGAUCCGCUCUACACUACAGAGUACAUUUUCAGUUCGUAUUCAGAUUUGAAUCUGGUCACAAGUGUCGUGUACAAAAUGUGGAAUUACUCAGCCCUCUUUUCAUGGAAUAAACCUGAUCAUACAGGACAUCCAUCUUCAGAUCAUUUUCUAAUUUUUCUAAUUCUGCAAAAAUCGCGGAAACUACACGACCAACGCGUGAAUUCUCACUGCGCCAUGUUUGUCUUAAGCUGUCGGCAAAAUUAUUUUUCGCUGUGUAUCACAAAAUACGCGGGUGGUUCCCUAAUUUCUGAAAGACAUUCACUAUUUGUUAAUUAGUGAAUGGUAUAAAGCAAACUAGGUCUUAAAAACGUCAGUCAUUUACUCGUUUUGUCAGGAAAAAUCGCAAUUCGUAGAUCAUGAGACACGACUUUUGUAACCUGAAGCGAAUGUCAACAACACAGCUGAGAAUAUUAAAACACUUCUCGUGCGUCACACGCUUAAUUUAGAAUAUUCGUCUGCGAAAGACAUUCAUCUGCAACUAUCACAAAAUGAUAUGACGCACUUGUCAUUUUCAAACAGCGUGUUGUUUUGGCACGAAAAAUCGCAAAGCCGGUGUUGGAAUCGAAAAUCCGGACGGGCAUUAAGACCUUAAUAUAAACAGUUCGUUUAGUCUGACAAAAAUUCACAGUGAAUCUUCACCAGUUGACUGUAAAUUAUGCUCAAAUUUGAAUUAUAACAAAAGUAGCCUAACACAAAAUUUGCGCAAAAAAGGGCAUGGAAUCGUUCUAUGGAAGAACGAUAGGAUGCACACGGAUUAAUUUGUCUCAGAUUCAUAUUUCAUGUGGUUUCAGAUCUUCAUUCAAAAACCGGGUGGGCAUCAAAGCCAUCAAUACAAUAACUUUCCCAAACGUUCGUUUAGACUGAUAUAAACGAUGUUUCGUUCGUCUUCACAGUGAAUGUUUACUUUAUUUAUAUUUUUCCUGCCAAAACAACAAGUUGUUUGAAAAUAACAAGUGCGUCAUAAAAUUUUAUUGAUAAGUUGUAGAUGAAUGUCUUUCGCAGAUGAAUAUUCUAGAGCAAGCGUGUGACGCGCGAGAAGUGUUUAUUCUCUCAGCUGGCGAUAUUGGCAUUCGCUUCUUUUCAGUUUACAAUGAAAAGACGUUGUCUCGUGUCUACGAGUUAUGAUUUUUCCUGACAAAACGAUAAACGUUUUUAAGACGUAGUUUGCUUUACACCAUUUACUACAGUAUAGGCUAAUAGUGGAUGUCUUUCAGAAAUUAGGGAACUACACGCGUAUUUUGCGAUACACAGCGAAAAAUAAUUAAAACAAAAAGCGUGGGGAAAAUUUUGACUGAGCCCACAAUGUCAUGCAUUGACAUGCUCAGCGACAUGACCAUUUUUCUGUGCAAUUUCUCGUUGUGGCUAGCAGUGUUGGUAGCCAGAUACGGUUUAAUUUAAUAAAAGAGGGUCUAGAUGGGGGAGUCUGAAAAUCAGUAAACGGUAAAAAUUUUGGUAUUUUAACGGUAACAAUCAGUAACAUUUUGGUAUUUUAACGGUAAAUCUUUGAAAGGUGUUCUGAAACGAUAAACAGUAUUUUUUUCCUCAAGAUUCACGCUAAAUUUUUAGUGUUUUCACGACUGAUGGUAGCCGAAAUUGAGUGAAUCACGAUUCACGACUUACGAUAUACCCCAUCAACACCUUCUUUAAAGGGGUUAGGUAAGUCUCGCUCCCCUAAUUUUUCGCUGCUCGCGCCUCAACCCCAACUACGCCAGCUAUCCAUAUUUUAAAAAUAGCCGUAUGGUUGGUGUGAUUAGGGCCUGAACUUCAAGUUAGUGAAUCACAAUACAGGUAGUGACUAUAAUAUUAUGUAGCAUAAUGGCUAUAAUUCACUUUACUCCAUUUCUGUUUUUCUCAGGUAUUAAAGCUCGCAAGAUACGACACGUUGUGCUGAAGUAACUUUCUAAUAGAUAGAUCUAGAUAUGUUGUAGUGAUAAAACAGCAGAAAAUGAUUGACUUCAUGCGAUUCCUAUAUAAAUUAAUUGAAUUACGUCACAAAUAUUACAAUUACAGAAAUACAUAUAAUAAUGGCUACAUGCAUAUACGUACAGAAUAUAUAGAGAACAAGUCUACUGUUUGAGUAGAAAAAAAACAGGAGUGUCUGAGACUGAGGAAAAUUAAACAUAACUUUCAUUGAACUGAUAUCAUUGAACCAUAUUACUCUAGUAUGAAGUUAGUUUGUAAGCUAGCAAACUUCAAAGUGAUCAUGAUAUUAAUAAAUUGUACAUGUAGAACCUAUAUGCAUGACCUUUUCAAUCAGCCCACGUCGUCAGCUCGAUACCUCUUGCUACAAAUUGAACUGCGUUAUUUUGAAAUUUAUGCGUGGCUAGUGUUAAUACAUUUAAAAUACUCAUUAAUAAUUCAUAAACCUUGUGGCAAAUCAUGUCAGCCAUAAUAUGUCACGUGGAGUGACUUUAUAUCUGAUAAAACACAUGUGGCAUUAUAUAAUUGUUCAUCUUAAUUAGCAUGAUUAUACUAUGG
Paramuricea clavata is the source of this 3527-nucleotide messenger RNA. Lineage: Eukaryota; Metazoa; Cnidaria; Anthozoa; Malacalcyonacea; Plexauridae. The record is from the annotation of a GenBank genome assembly.